Molecule: messenger RNA, 2244 nt
Organism: Lolium perenne
Lineage: Eukaryota; Viridiplantae; Streptophyta; Magnoliopsida; Poales; Poaceae
Product: F-box protein At3g07870
Molecular function (GO): protein binding
Source: RefSeq, a predicted model, not a curated record
GGCCGUCCUGGACUCCUGGGUUUGCUUGCUGCUGGCCCAUGCGCCCUUUUAGCGUCCCGAUUGUGGGCUUGGGGCAUAUGAGGAUGCGAAUGCGAUAGCGCCUCGCGCGCGCAGUUGUGGGUGCACCGCCAAAAUCCCCAAUUCCCAUUUCCUCGCAUCCCUAGGCACAAAACGCCCCUCCGCGCGGCAGCCUUGUUGCGGCGGGAGAGGAACCUCCGCCGCCGAAGCCAGGCCCCGGGUGCUCGGAGGGAGGGCAGGCGGUGGAGUUCCGGCUUGGAUCUUGGUGGCUGGCGACGCGGUGGCGCAGAAGGAUUCACUACCUAGCCUUCCUCGGAAGAGAGGUGACUAGAUUUUCUCACUAUGGUUUCUGAGGAAACCAAAUCAAAGAAGCAGAGAAAUGAGGAAUGCAUUAUAAACUGUCUCCCAGGAGACCUCAUUGAGCGGAUCUUUUUGAGGCUUCCAGUGAGCACUCUGUUGAGUGUCGUUGGUGUUUGCAAGCAGUGGCUUGAAAUCAUCCGCGAUCCCCAGUUUGUUUCCUCUCACCUCCAGGAUGCGCCCAACUGUGCCUUACUAUUCUUCCCGCAAGAGUCAAUUUCAGGAAAGCCCUACCCUGCUGAUGCUAUCGUGAUUGAUGAAUCCUGGUCACAGUCGUCAUAUGCAGUGCCAGUAAUUGGGCCUGAUGAUUUCCUUUGUGGCUCUUGCAAUGGGCUUCUUUGCCUAUACACAAAGACAUCAACAAUCAAGAUAGCCAACCUUGCAACUGGUGAAUACCUGCAUCUUGAGAAACCUGUAAAGAAUGUGAGGGGUGAUCACUACUUGUUCUACAGCUUUGGAUGUCACCCCUUGACCAAACAAUACAAGAUUACACACUUCCUUGAUGAUUGUGCCGAGGGUCUCCCUCGCACCCAUAAGAACAAAAGAUUCAGCGUCAUUCAAGUUUACACGCUUGGUGAUGAGAAAUGGAGAGAGAUCAGAACUCCAGAAGCCCAAAGCUUGAACUGUGUGAAAACCUCUGGAGCAAUCAAUGUUGAUGGAAUAAUGUAUUGGCUCACUGAAGACAUUGCAGCUAGCUGGCAGCAUGCAGUUAUGACCUUUGACCUCAAUGAUGAAAAUUUUGCAAGGAUAGAACUGCCAGCAUACGUACCUGAAGAUUGUUCUUAUGGUGGUCCUCGUCAAUACUGGGUCAGAGAGAUAGAUGGGAAGCUAUGUAUAGCAACUGCUCAAACCUGUCGUGAUCGGCCCAGAGAUAUUCUUGGUAAGCUGCAGAUCUGGACACUUGACAACAAAGCGGAGCAAAGGUGGAGCCAAAAGUACAAUAUUCAGUCACCAGAUUACAUUCCGGGCCCAAAUUUGGUUCACGGGGAUAAGAUCAUGUUGCAGCGUCGUAAUUGUAACCUAUAUUCGUAUGAGUUGCUCGGGGAGAACUUGAAUACUAAUUUGUGUAAGAUUUCAAAGCUGUUAGAUUUCUGCCCCCGCAAGCCUGGCAACAUGCAAUCCUACAUCUGUGUGAAGUCACUUGUACGUUUAGAUGUAUACAAGAAGGCUGGCAUUGUGCGUAGGUCAAAACAGCGGGAAGGCUGGGAGUUGAAGAAGUGGGAGGCGUGGGAGCAAGAGUUCUCUGAGACUGAAAAAAUGUGGAGUGGCACUUAUCAAGACGAGCAGAAAGGAACUGCAUAUGCAAACCGCAAUGGCAAAGCACUCAAUGCUCUACUGCCACAUAUAUUGGAUGAUGACAUUCGACAGGAAAUUGGCAUGAAAAUCAAUCAAAUAUUUCCAAACUUUCCAGAUCAGCAGCCAAGGCCCCUCCGGCGGCUUAAUUGUAUGGCAUCGAACCUGGAUAGAGAAAAUUUAAUUGGUCGUAUGAAGAAUUGGAAUAGUAUUACGAAGGCCACGAGGCAGGCAACGGGUAGUAUCAUUAGUAUGAUGCGUAGUGCUGUUGAUGCUCAGGUUGGUGCUUCAAGUUCAAAUGCUGUCAUUUCUGAUCAGAAUCAUAGCAAUGGCGACGAUACGAAGGCUUGAGACUUGAGGGACUCUUUAGCUCUUUUAUCUGCUGUUAUUUUUUCCGUUCGAAUUUAUGAUAUAUAUGGCACCUGUUGUUUAGUCAGUGUCAUAUUGAUCGAUUUGAGACUUUGAAGAUUCCGCUUUAGGGCAAGAGUCAUGCCAUGAUCCGAAAAUUCUAAACAACUGCUGUCAGUGAAUAUGUACUGAAGCGUUGCGAAUACAUUUCGAUUCCUUGAGGUCAAA